Botrytis cinerea B05.10 is the source of this 1981-nucleotide messenger RNA. RefSeq lists its product as hypothetical. Bases 246 to 1643 code for a protein of 465 amino acids. The transcript has a single exon. Lineage: Eukaryota; Fungi; Ascomycota; Leotiomycetes; Helotiales; Sclerotiniaceae. The record is from RefSeq and is a predicted model, not a curated record.
GACCCAGAUAAUUUUAGAAGUUCAACAACGUAUUUGGAAUAUAUCGUGGGGUGUACGAUAUAUUCAACAAACGCCAGUCAAUAUGUUCAUAUCAUAACACUUGUACAGUCGGCCUUUUCUUUUGUAUUAUAAAUAAUCAGGUGAAUGCGUCGAUUCACCCAUUAAGCUCACAUAAAGUCUUUGGACUCAUUCUCGAAUCUGCGGCGAAGAACCUGGGUGGAUUUCUCUCCUCUUACUUGUUGAACAUGUGGCUACGCAAAUCUCAUAUGCCGAGAUGUGUCGUGCCAUUCAUCCUGCCUGCCAGACACUUUCGUCCUGAGAGUGUGUCCAUUUUCUUACGUCGAGGCAUUACCAAAAGCUUCUCAAAGACCUGCAAAGCAAUGUUCAACGAUGAAUCGCCGAUAAGAGUUGAGCCAACUGGAGUCAAAGAAAAUGCUCAAAGUCCGAGCAACUUCGAUUCCACUCAUGCAUCGCAUCCUCAAAAGACUGCAAUGACUAGCACAAACAUGGAAACCUACCGAGUAGUCAAGGAUUCGAAUCCCGAUAUGGUAACUGAGAAGAGGAUGGAGGAUACUAGCGGAGGCAUACAGCAGGAGUCCAACACACGCCGCGAAAUAUUCACGAGAUUUUUAGACCAACUUGAGGGUGAUGGUUAUACGGCAUUUAAAGAACCUUCACCCUAUAAUACCGCAACACAGCCGAUCACUACAUUGGAAACGAAACAGAAGUCCACUCCCACACAGAUUGUGCCCAAAGUUAACGCCAUAAGCAAGGAACAAGUCCGGCUUUCCACAGACAGCCUGCGACACAAUAAGGAUUUCCUCGGGGAACUCCAGAAACCGGCUGCCGAAAAGGCCAGCGGCUACCAUGAGCACGAGACAGCCAAAGCCGAUACGACGACCAGUCAAGAUAUGGAGAUAUCACGCAGAAUCGACCAAACCCUCACCAUUUGUCUACAUCUAGAUGAAAAAGUCACAAGAGAGUUGGACAGAACGGUGGCUAAAUACUCCCAGUAUACUCCAACCAUGAACAAUGGUCGGGCGAACGUUGCAGUUAUAAAGGGCCUGCCAGUGCAAAAUUGGAGACAGUACCAAGUUUUCAUGCGAUUUCUACAAUUUUGGAGGUCUCCUUUCAACAUGGGACGAGUAAAGCCUGCCAUGACACGAUUGGGGCGCUACUGGGAAGUUUAUUGGCAAAUAGAGGAUAUCCCCGAAAUCUUAGCGAUUCGUCAAACUUUCCGUCAGGUAUUAGAAGACGAUCUUCCACACUAUAACUUUGCCCCUGACGCUCUUUGGGAAGCGAGAGCCGUACUCGCUCGGGGUCUCAGUCGAACUCAAGCACGAGAAGUUGUGGAUUCAAUCAAUAUAGCACAUCCAGAUGGAAUUGACCUAGGUAUGAUCACGCGGUGUGUUUUGGUCCAUACAAUUUUCAGUUAUAGCAAAGUUCGCACAACCGUCACUCAAUCCCCGGAAUUUCCCUUGAUGGGUAUAAAGUCAGAUCAAUUAUCUCAUGGCGCCAAUGAGCACACAGAAAUCAAAACCCUAUGGAAUCGCUUGAUGUCACAGAUUGAUACCACAUUCUUCAAGGCUAGCAAGUCAAGUAAGUUUUACAAGACGGCGCCUAGCAAAAGACCACAGGAAUGAAAUAUCAUUCAACAUUAAAGUAAUUAAUUGAGAACCCCUCGAUGAGAUGCACCAAUAAUGAAUUGUAUCGAAAUUAACGUUCCUCACCUAGCGCUAGUGAUUAAUAGGAUUUCAACAACACCCAGGUUAAUCGCAUCUAUUAUUGACGUCUAAUUCUGGAUAUCCAUGGGACUGUACAAUCCUGGCUCAAAACUGGACAGAGAUAUGGGAUUUUGAUCUUGGAUUCGGCAAUUCCCUAUGAAAAUUUAAAUCCCAUAAAAGAUUGGAAAGCUAAAGGCUUAAGGUAUAGAUGAUGGCCAGCAAUUGAUCGCCCCAGCACAAUAAACAAGUAUCAUUCA